Molecule: messenger RNA, 1745 nt
Organism: Oncorhynchus gorbuscha (pink salmon)
Lineage: Eukaryota; Metazoa; Chordata; Actinopteri; Salmoniformes; Salmonidae
Product: histone-lysine N-methyltransferase 2D-like
Exons: 2
Coding region: 148-1713 (521 amino acids)
Source: RefSeq, a predicted model, not a curated record
CUGCUGUUGAUGUCAGACCUGAAAACACAGGAACAGCUGUGUCUCUCUACAUGGCGUCAACACUGAGGUAAUUUCCGCUUGGGCUUUCCGAGGUGAUAUUUGAAUCUCUCCUCUCCAGACCAGCGUGGGGGGGAGCAGGGCGGUAACAUGGCAGACCUGAGUCCCGGGGCGGUGGAUGGUGGCGGCAGAGCGGAGCAUCAAGCGGCCAUCAACAGCAUGCUGCAGGAGAGGAUGAGUACUGACAUCAGCGCUCUGAAGAAACAGUACUCGCGUAUCAAGAGACAUCAGCAACAACAGGCCAGGCAGCUGUACAUACACACAGAUAGAUGUCCAGCCACCAGCGUGUUAGCAUCUCAGCUACAUCCUUCUCCUGUCGUCAACCACCUGUUGCUAGGCAGGAAGCCCAGGAACAGCCUGAAACACCCUCCCUCCUCUCCGUCCAGCCUGCGAGGUGUCCCCCUGCCUCAGGCACAGUCCAGCCCUGCCACCCCUGGCCCCGCCCCUAACCCCACCCCUGGCCCCGCCCCUAACCCCACCCCUAGCGGGGAGAGGGGGAGGAACAGACUGGUAUCUCAGGCUGAAGACUGUCAGAGCAGGGUGGGGUCCCCCUGGCGUGCCCACGUACGUGCCCACCGCAGGAACAUAGCCCGGGCACGGGUUCAGCUAGGGUUUGGAGACAUGGAGGACAGACACCCUCAUCAGACGGAGGAGGACAGACACCCUCAUCAGACGGAGGAGGACAGACACCCUCAUCAGACGGAGGAGGGCAGACACCCUCAUCAGACGGAGGAGGGCAGACACCCUCAUCAGACGGAGGAGGGCAGACACCCUCAUCAGACGGAGGAGGGCAGACACCCUCAUCAGACGGAGGAGGGCAGACACCCUCAUCAGACGGAGGAGGGCAGACACCCUCAUCAGACGGAGGAGGGCAGACACCCUCAUCAGACGGAGGAGGGCAGACACCCUCAUCAGACGGAGGAGGGCAGACACCCUCAUCAGACGGAGGAGGGCAGACACCCUCAUCAGACGGAGGAGGGCAGACACCCUCAUCAGACGGAGGAGGGCAGACACCCUCAUCAGACGGAGGAGAGAGAAGGAGUGGGUGAGGGAAAGGCUGAUGAUGAUGAGGGAAGUCACCUCCCUGUGUCUCCUGCCCAGGCCUCCAGUAAGGAGGUGCCAGCUGUGGUGGAAGAGGAGGAGCACCUGUUGUCUCUAGAGCUGGACUCUGGAUCAGAACUAAACCAGACCCCACCUCCACUACCCUCCUCUCCUAGAGAGACUGACCCAGACACACUACCCUGCUCUCCUAGAGAGACUGACCCAGACACACUACCCUGCUCUCCUAGAGAGACUGACCCAAACACACUACCCUGCUCUCCUAGAGGGACUGACCCAGACACACUACCCUGCUCUCCUACAGAGACUGACCCAGACACACUACCCUGCUCUCCUAGAGAGACUGACCCAGACACACUACCCUCCUCUCCCACCAUCCCAGAGCUGCCUGUCCUGCCUCCUCUUCCUCGACCACCCUCAUCACACCACCACCACCAUCAACAGUCUGACCCUUCAAUCUCCUCUCAGAACAUCUACUGUGUGAGACUCUCUCCUGGUAGCCCUGUUACCCUCUCUAACCCCCCUCCCCCUGUUACCCUCACUAACCCCCUCCCCCUGUUACCCUCACUAACCCCCUCCCCCUGUUACCCUCACUAACCCCCUCCCCCUACUCCCUCUCUAACCCCCCU